CAGACAAAAUCCCACGCGCAACCAAAAUUUGGUGAAUAGCAAACAUCAAACACACCUACCUACCUACGACUUGUCGUAUUCAAUUACGGUCUCGUCCUUUUUCUUCCCCUCCCACCCCAACAACCAAGACACCAACUUCUCUACUUGCGACCUAUACAAUACCGGCAAGAUGGGCCUCAGUCCGCAAAUGUAUGUCUUAUGUCUUGCGCCCCCCGGAUCUUGCGUGGAGUGUUGGAGCUGGAGAGGAAGGGAGAAGACUAAUGUGUGUAUCGCAAUAGUACCAACUUGAUCAUCAUCCUUGGGAUGAUGCAAGUCUCGAAAAGAAUUCCGUUGGAUGAUCCAGAUACCCUCAAUAUGGUGCGAGCUGGGUACUUGCUGUCAAACGUUAUUAUCAUUUCAGUCUACCUCUACACCCACUACCUGAUCAACAAGAAGAAGGGUGUGUUAUUCCCCCUGGCCAAUAAUAGAUAUUUCUGCUGUGAGAGAAUUAUAGCUGAUCAAGCACAGACAUGACAACCCUUAAAUACGUCGAACCCCCUCAAAUGGGCUCCACCGACGAACCCAAACUCAUCACCACCACCGUCCACAAAUACGACGUUGACCAAAUGAAAGCCCUCUACAAGGCCCAAAUGAUGGGUGUAGGAAUGAUGGCCGUCAUGCACUUGUACUUCAAGUACACCAACCCACUCCUCAUCCAAUCCAUCAUCCCACUCAAGGGCGCAUUCGAGGGCAACGAGGUGGCCAUCCACUUGUUUGGUAAGCCCGCGAUUGGCGAGAUGAAGCGUCCGUUCAAGGCUGCGGCUGGAUUCAUGAGUGCGCUGCAAGGAAAUGCGGCGCCUACUCAGGACAAGAAGACGAUUGAGGCGGCGGAGAAGGCUGGAAGAGGGGGUGUCAAGGAUGAGUAG
Messenger RNA from Hymenoscyphus albidus, 905 nucleotides. NCBI's taxonomy places the organism in Eukaryota, Fungi, Ascomycota, Leotiomycetes, Helotiales, Helotiaceae. The record is from the annotation of a GenBank genome assembly.